AUGAUCAAUGUUUUAGCAGUUUUUCAAGAUUUCGGAACUUCUUCGGUCUACUACAGUUAUAACAAUUUCGGAGGUUUCAGAAUUGAAGAAUUCGUUUGGCAUGAGAUAAAGUCAGAUAUUUUUCCAAAUCGAAUGCAGAAUCUUCAUGGUGUUACAUUGCCAAUAUUACUCGGUGGGCCACAGCCAGGAUUGAUAAUCUCAAAAAAUGCUAAAGUCGAUACGAAAAUUGGUGGCUAUGUUGGGAAUAUUUUAAGUGCUUUCGCUAAGAGACAUAAUGCCAGAUUAAGCAAUUUAAAUGUAAACACUUCAGUUGCACCUCGUGAUAUUUAUCCACAAGUUGAAGACGGUACUGUUGAUAUAUUGGGUGCUUUUCCUUUACGUACAGCAGUUCCAGCUAAUUUUUACUCAUAUCCAUUUACUAUUUCUGAUUGGUGUGUAAUGAUUCCCAUAGAGCCGAAAAUCCCUAUCUAUAAGGUGUUUGCUAUUGUUUUUCAUUGGGAAGCUUUUGUUCUGACAAUCGCCGUAUUUAUUGUGCUGUCUGUCUCACGUGCAGUUGUGGAAUUUUUCUCGGGUUCCCAUGAAGUCCCCAGCGUGCGUGUUUUCUUCUUUAACAUUGACUGUUUUCGUGGAAUACUUGGUCAGUCAAUAUCUGAAGAUCCAAAAGCUUCUUGCAGUACAAAAAUUAUCUAUUCGCUGAUAUUCUUACUUGGAAUCAUGAUGGUAACUUCAUACGAUGCAUUUCUUCAAUCACUCAUGACUGAAACUCCAACGGAAAACAUGAUCAGAAAUUUCGAUGACUUGGAAACACAUAAUCUAAAAAUUUACAUUUACAAGACAUACUUCAAAUAUUGGUCAAAAUUACACCCUAAUUUUCAGCAAUACUCAAAUUCAUUUGAAAUCGAAGAUAGUCUUGAAACUUUUGAUAGACUUCGUGAUAGUUUCAAUCCUAAGUAUGCCUAUGCGGUAACUAAAGACAAAUGGAAGGUGUUAAACAGUCAACAAAAUUUCUUUGAUCAACGACGAUUUCGUUGGUCAGAUGAAUUGUGUAUGUUCAAAAAUGCACCAGCUUCAUUUGCUUUGAAUGAAAAUACAAUCUAUAGGAAUAUUUUGAACUCCCAUAUUUUAGAUAUACAAUCAGCUGGAUUGAUGGACUUUUGGACUGAAAAAGCAUUUUAUGAACUGAUUGAGAUUGGAAAGAUUAAAAAGUUGAAUUUUACGAAUGAAUUGAACUUAAGACCGCUUAAGGUUGAAGAUUUUAAAUGGAUUUGGAUAGCAAUGGGAUUAGCGUAUACCGUCGCAACUUUAUGUUUUAUUGGAGGAUUGGAGCGAUAA
This is a messenger RNA of Episyrphus balteatus (marmalade hoverfly), 1332 nucleotides long. RefSeq lists its product as uncharacterized. The record is from RefSeq and is a predicted model, not a curated record. The coding region runs from base 1 to 1332 and encodes 443 amino acids. The transcript has a single exon. Lineage: Eukaryota; Metazoa; Arthropoda; Insecta; Diptera; Syrphidae.